AGGCUUUAAGUCUCUGUACAUAGGGCUAGAGCUAUCAAUACUAGGCGUCAUCACUUCUAUUAACCUGCCUAUCCAUCGCUUCCCUUACAGAUACGUGCCUAAAGCCGCGUAGAUUCUCGGCCGCGAGAAUAUACGACACGAGGACUUCGUCGCUAGCCGAUCUAGCCCGGUACUAGGCGAUUAUUAGCGCGUUAUAGAGGGAGAGCACACCUCACGGGUAUUGGGGCUAAAUCUAUCUAGUCCGAUAGAGGGACCGACAACGGAGAGUUGGGUUUGUGAUGGUGAUGUGGUCUUGAGGAGCGAAUCUUGUCUUGGAUAGUUGUACUGGCACAUCAGUCUUUUCCCCUUUGCCGGAUCUCCUUGGUCUGCCCAAAUCCCACCCAACAAUGCCGGCUCGGAAAUCAGGGGCAUCGAAAAGGGCAACUCCCGCCUCCCGAAAAUCCCACAAGCGUCAAUUAUCCCAAGUCACUCCAUUGGCGUCGCCUGGGAGCAGGACUUCGAAGAGGUUGAAGGAGUCUGCCGAGAAGGGUCAAAGUCGCGGCAAGGCCACUCCCACGAAAAGCAAGUACUUUCAGGAGCCAGACAGCGAGGAUGACGACGACCUGGACACCAUGGAGGACGAGGACGAGGACGAAGAGUCGGGCUAUGAAGACCACGACGCAUCCGGAACAGAUCAGCCCUCGACCGAGGAGCCUGACACAGAAGACGACGACGACGACGACGACGACGACGACUCUGACGAGCAGACCAAAAGGAAGAGAAAGCCGGUGAGCAAGAAUAGGAGUGGCAUCGUCGGCGGCGUCCAGGCCGUGGCCAAUGCGGUGCUGGAAAAGGGCAAAGAACUCUGGAGACCCGGAGUGAAGACGGGCUUGGGACCGGGCAAGCAGGUCUUCAUCGAGAAACCCAAACCCAGAGGUGAUGGAGGCAUCAAGUAUGUUGCUGAGAAGAUCCAUCCGAAUACAAUGGCUUUCUUGAAAGAUUUGAAGGCGAACAAUGACAGAGAAUGGCUGAAGAUGCACGAAGUUGACUACAGAGUCUCUUGGAAGGACUGGGAAGGUUUUGUAGAAACCUUGACCGAGAGGAUUACAGAGAUUGAUGAAACCAUCCCUGAGUUGCCGCCAAAGGACCUGGUCUUCAGAAUCUAUCGAGACAUCCGAUUCUCUUCUGAUCCCACUCCUUACAAACCUCACUUCGCUGCUGCAUGGUCUCGAACGGGCCGUAAAGGACCGUAUGCAUGUUACUAUGUACAAAUUCAGCCUGGAGGCAGAAGUUUCGUUGGUUCUGGUUUGUGGAUGCCAGAGUCCCAACCACUGGCCCUCCUGAGAGCGAAUAUCGACCGCAAACCGACGAAACUGAGAAGGGUCCUCUCGGAGACUCAAUUGCGGAAAGAGGUUUUGGGUAUCGCGUCGAACGACGAGAAGAAGGCCAUCAAGGCCUUUGCCGACCAGAACAAGGAAAAUGCGCUGAAGACAAAGCCGAAGGGCUACGAAGCAGACAACCCAAAUAUCGAACUCCUUCGGCUGCGAAAUUUCACCCUAGGGAAGAGAAUCCCAGACGAAAAGGUGAUGGGGGAGCAGGGACUGCAGACCAUCAUCGAGUUAAUUCGCGUCAUGGUACCUUUUGUCACAUACCUCAAUAGUGUCGUAAUGCCAGACGAUGACGAAUCUAGCAACGAUGAGGCAACUGAGUGAGGAGGCAGUAGGAUGGAGGUUGAUCAUGCGAAUCCUCGCCACAUUCUUUCGGACAAAGGUUUGUGGUGGAGGCAAGGACUUGGGAGUCCGCGGCCUUUGUGUGAAUUGUAGAGUGGCUCAUGCAUGGACACAACUCUGAAGAAGUUCAACGCCCUGUAACAUCUGAUCACUUGCCUUUUGCUCCAUCCAGAAUUCCUCUGUGACAUUCAGGUCUCUC
This is a messenger RNA of Cladophialophora immunda, 1908 nucleotides long. RefSeq lists its product as uncharacterized. NCBI's taxonomy places the organism in Eukaryota, Fungi, Ascomycota, Eurotiomycetes, Chaetothyriales, Herpotrichiellaceae. The coding region runs from base 387 to 1691 and encodes 434 amino acids. The transcript is spliced from 8 exons. The record is from RefSeq and is a predicted model, not a curated record.